GCGGGUGCUGUUAUGAAGAAAAAUUCCUUGGUGUAAUCACAGAUUACUGCAAGAAAAAAGAAAUGACUAAAUGAUGGCGACAAAAAAUUUAACAGGACGUGGAACAGAAACAAAAACGAUCCAAGAACUACUUUGUUUCCCCGCUUUCAUAAGUGGAUUACAACAACAACAACUGAUCUGUCUCGCAACAGUCAACAUUUUCCUCUCCGUCACGUCAUUUCUCGGAAAUUGUCUGAUCCUUGUUGCCCUUCACAGAGUGUCUUUCCUUCAUCCUCCGUCAAAACUCUUAUAUCGUAAUCUGGCAACAACUGAUCUGCUGGUUGGUCUUGUUUCACAGCCUCUCAGCGCUACUUAUUGGAUCUCCUUAGUGUAUGAACACUGGAGUCUUUGUCGAUAUGCAAAUAGCGCAGCCUACAUCACAAGCUAUGCAUUGUGUUCAGUGUCUUUGAUGACUAUGACGGCCAUAAGCGUGGACAGACUUCUCGCCCUGUUGAUAGGGCUCAGAUACAAACAAAUUGUAACUUUGAGACACACAGGUAUCAUUUUAAUUAUAUUCUGGGUUCUAUCCAUCGUCGCUGUUUUAUUGUACGCAGUAGAAUACCGUAUCACUGAAUGGUAUGGUCGUAUAGUUAUACCGUCAUGCCAAGUUAUCUCAUUUCUCUCGUACAUGAAAAUUUUUUGCACUCUCCGUCAAUAUCAUGCACAAAUACUAGAUCACGUUCAACAAGAGCCAAGCCAACCAAAUGCACUUAAUAUCGCGCGAUACAGAAAGGCAGUGUGCAGUGCUUUAUGGGUGCAGUUAGCAUUAGUUGCUUGUUAUUUGCCGUAUGGUGUGGUGGAAAUUGUGAUUAACCACAGCAAAGCAUAUUCAUUGCACUUAGUCAUCGUUAGGGGAGUUGCAGUUGUCUUAGUUCAUUUUAACUCCACGUUAAACCCGUUUCUUUACUGCUGGAAGAUUGGUGAAGUAAGACAAGCAGUGAAGCUGACAAUCAGACAAGCACUUUGCAUUCUCUGGAGUUAAAACCCGCUUGAACUGACUCAUAAAGUAUCGGUUAUCACUAGAGAUGUUCGUUGGAUAAUUUAUUG
Pocillopora verrucosa is the source of this 1086-nucleotide messenger RNA. Its product is annotated as histamine H2 receptor-like. Gene Ontology annotation, molecular function: G protein-coupled receptor activity. Gene Ontology annotation, cellular component: plasma membrane. Gene Ontology annotation, biological process: G protein-coupled receptor signaling pathway. The record is from RefSeq and is a predicted model, not a curated record. NCBI's taxonomy places the organism in Eukaryota, Metazoa, Cnidaria, Anthozoa, Scleractinia, Pocilloporidae.